Molecule: messenger RNA, 1356 nt
Organism: Fusarium tjaetaba
Lineage: Eukaryota; Fungi; Ascomycota; Sordariomycetes; Hypocreales; Nectriaceae
Product: eukaryotic translation initiation factor 3 subunit M
Exons: 2
Coding region: 1-1356 (451 amino acids)
Biological process (GO): cytoplasmic translational initiation
Cellular component (GO): eukaryotic translation initiation factor 3 complex; cytoplasm
Molecular function (GO): translation initiation factor activity
Source: RefSeq, a predicted model, not a curated record
AUGGCCGAAACCAAGACUGUCGGCCAGCCCACUCUGGUCUUUGUCGAUGGAUCUUUCGAGGACCUCGCUGCCGAGAUGGCCGACUACCUUAAGGCUGAGGAUGCCAAGCAGCUUCUGAGCCAGGAGAAGCCCCCUUCUCAAGAGGAGGUCAUUUCCAAACUAGUCUCGGCCUCUGGAGCCCUCAACACUGUCCCCGAGAAGGAGUAUACCGCCGCUUCUAACCUCAUGACCCAUCUUGUCCUGAUGUCCUCCGACCCCAAGAAGUUCUUGCCAACUCUCUGCACUACUUUUGCCAAGCCUCUCCUCAACUCUCCCGUCCAUGGCGCCGGCCUGUCACUCAACGCCCUGACCACUGUCUUUAACCUGCUCGACCCCGCCGACCCCGUCCGCGCCCGCGUCUUCAUGGAAAUCCUCAAGUUCCUGAGAGCCCACGGCAUGUUUGAGAGUCUGCGCACAUAUCUCGAUAAGCUACCCGAAUGGCUUGCUACCUGGGGCACCGACGCCGAUUUCCAGCGAAAGAUUUAUGAGGAGGUCGCCGAGGUUGCCAUUGAGGCUGGCGAGGAGCAACAAGCCUACGAGUACGUCGUCAAGGCUCUCCGAACAUUCGACGGCGAUGCCAUUUCCUCCGAGGAGGCCCAGCGACUAUCUCUUCGUGCCGUCAAGAAGGCACUCACUUCCAAUAACCACUUCCUGUUUCAAGACCUGCGGGGAAUUCCAAGCGUCCAGGCCCUAAGCGACUCACACCCUGUCUACUCGCAACUCCUCGAUAUCUUUGCUGAGCAGGACCUGGAGGAUUACAACGACUUCAACGACGAGCACCAGGGUUGGGCUGAGAAGGAGAAGCUCGACCACGAGAAGCUUCACCGCAAGAUGCGCCUCCUGACUUUCUCCAGCUUGGCUGCCUCCACCCCUAGCCGCGAGAUCGAGUACUCCAAGAUUACCAAGGCUCUCCAGAUUCCCGAGACCGAGAUUGAGAUGUGGGCCAUUGACGUGAUCCGUGCCGGACUUGUUGAAGGCAAGCUUUCCCAGCAACGCCAGAAAUUCCUUGUUCACAAGGUUACAUACCGCGUCUUUGGCCAGAAGCAGUACCAGGAGCUGGCCAACCGGGUUGACCACUGGAGGGCAACCCUGCAGAACGUUCUGGGCGUUUUGCGCCAGGAGCAAGCCAACGCCAAGGCACAGAAGGAGCGCGAGAUCCAAGAGUUGGAGCGCAAGGUCGCCAACGCCGGCGUUAGCGGAAACCAAGAUGGUGGUAGACGCCGACAGAACCAAAACCGGGAGCCUCGCGAACCUCGAGAGCCCCGUGAACCCCGCGAACCUAGGGAGCCCCGGGAGAGGACAGAAGAUGACGACUAG